Alosa sapidissima (American shad) is the source of this 4635-nucleotide messenger RNA. RefSeq names its product sema domain, immunoglobulin domain (Ig), short basic domain, secreted, (semaphorin) 3E (gene sema3e). Gene Ontology annotation, biological process: positive regulation of cell migration; negative chemotaxis; neural crest cell migration. Lineage: Eukaryota; Metazoa; Chordata; Actinopteri; Clupeiformes; Clupeidae. Gene Ontology annotation, molecular function: chemorepellent activity; semaphorin receptor binding. The record is from RefSeq and is a predicted model, not a curated record.
UCACUGAGUGGCACGUGGAGAGGCAGUAUUUCAUCAAGCCCAGGAGGGACACAGAGCCUCCCACUGAAGCACAGUGUGUGAGAGAGAGAGAGAGAGCAACAGAAAAAAUAUAUUGAAGAAUAUAUAGAAAAGAGAAUAGGAACAAGAAGACAUAGGAAAGAGUGGAAGGGAGGGAAAAAGAAAGGCAUACAGACAGUGGGUGAAAAAGUGAGAGACAAGAAAGGGGAGUAGAAAGAGUGCGAGGGAGAGAUAUAUUGCCUGCAGAAAGAGAGCAGCACAGAAAAAGACAGAAGGGACAGAGAAAGACAGAGAGAGAGCGAGAGAAAGAGAGAGAGAGAGAGAGAGAGAGAGAGAGAGAGAGAAAGAGCUUCUUUUUCAUUAGCUGGGAUGAACCAAGCCUUCAACUCUCCAACAGCGGCACAUGAUAGCUGACGCAAACAGACAUACACAGACUCAUUCACACUCACACACACUCUCUCACUCACACACUUUGACUUUCUGGAAUGUAUUUGCUGUCUGCCAGAGAGUGACGGGACCAGGCAGCCAGAGCUGAUUCACCACUGCUCAGUGUUAACAGAACUCCGGACAAUAGCUGGAAAAAGAGAGAGCUUCACUCGGCAGCAGCUUCAUACAGAUGCAGUGACAACUUACCACACACACACACACACACACAAACACACACAACACACACACUCACACACAACACAUACACACACCAUUCAGGGCUUCCAAGUAUCCUUGAGAGGCAGAGGGCAGUGCUGGACGGAGGAGCAUGCUGUGAAAAGGAUCUUUCCUCUCCUCCACUGGUGAUGAUGAUGAGAGAAACACAGCCCGGGCGGCUCAACUUGGAUCACUGACACUUGGCGGCCAGACUGAGCGGGCGUCCCCGUGUCCAAGGGCUUUAGAGAGUGUGAGAGUGAGCCGAGUGUGAGUGUGUCUGUGUGUGUGUGUACACACGUGCACGUGUGUGUGUGUGUAUGUGUACGAGAGAGCUUGGAGCGUCGAAGUGAAGAUGCUGGCGAUCAUUUUUCUCCUGCUUGCCGCCUCAGGAUGGAACCUGAUCCAGGCGACGAAGAGUGUCCACCCCCGGCUACGGCUCUCCUACAAAGAGCUAUGUGAAAUGAACAGAACAUGGGUGUUCCAGGCCCCAGAUGGAUCCUUGCAGAAGCCCACCAUGCUGCUGGAUGAGUCCAAGGAGAGACUCUUUGUCGGGGGCAGAAACAUCCUUUUUUCCCUAAGCCUGGAGAGGGUCAACACCAAUCACAGCGAGAUUCACUGGGCCGUGUCUGAUGAUCAAGUGGAGGACUGCUUGAGGAAGGGACGAGAGAAGUCGGAGUGUGCCAACUACAUCAAGCUGGUGCAGCAGCAUGACAGUGCCCACCUGCUGGCCUGUGGGACUGGCGCUUUUAACCCCGUGUGCACCCACCUCAAGAAAGGACACUGGCACAAGGACGUGGACGUGGAUGUGGAUGUGGAUGUGGAGAAGCAGGAGAACGGUAGAGGGAGAAGCCCAUAUGACCCCAACAGCCCCAUCACCGCCACCAGCUCCAGGGGGCAACUCUACGUCGGCCUGUACACUGAUUACUGGGAGAAUGACGCAGCGCUAAGUCGCCUGGGCAACCAAAGUUACACGAGGACAGAGAGUUAUGACCGUCAACAACUGAAUGAACCAAAAUUUGUUGGCUCAGCCGUGAUUCCCGACAAUGAUGACCCGGCCGAUGAUAAGGUGUACUUCUUCUUCACGGAGCGUGUGUCGGACAUGGAGGGAGGGGGCAAGGCUGUGCACACACGAGUGGCCCGCGUCUGUGCUAAUGAUGAAGGGGGUCAGAGGAUGCAGGUGAAAAGGUGGAGCUCUUUCCUGAAGACCCGUCUCAUCUGUUCUGUCUCAGGACCUAACGGCAUUGACACUCACUUCGACGAGCUUGAGGAUGUAUUUGUUAUGAAGAAAAAAGACGACAAGAAUCCAGAGAUUUUUGGACUGUUCAGUACCACAAGUAAUGUGUUUAAGGGCUAUGCGGUGUGCGUGUACAGUAUGGACGACAUCCGGGCAGCAUUCAACGGACCCUUCGCCCACCGGGAGCAGGCCGGACACCACUGGACCAUGUACGAGGGCAGGGUGCCUUUCCCCCGGCCCGGGUCGUGUAAAAUAAAUGGUGGGCAGUAUUCCAGCUCCAAGGACUUUCCAGAUGAAGUCCUGCGUUUUGUGCGCACGCACCCACUGAUGUUCAACGCGGUACGGCCCCGCCAACACCGGCCCAUCCUGCUGGAGACGGGUGGCGGACGCAACUUCACCCAGCUGGCCGUGGACCACGUAGAGGCAGAGGAUGGACACUACAAUGUGCUCUACAUUGGCACUGAUAAAUCUGUUGUGCUGAAAUACAUCACUAUCUACAACAAAGAGUCGGACACCAUGGAGGAGGUGCUUCUGGAAGAGCUGCAAGUGUUUAAAGAACCAGUGCCAGUCACAGAGAUCUUGAUCUCCGCUAAAAGGCAACAGCUGUAUGUGGGGUCGGAGGUCGGUGUUGCACAGACGCGUCUGCACCAGUGUGACCUCUACGGCUCGGCGUGCGCCGACUGUUGCCUGGCCCGUGACCCCUACUGUGCCUGGGACGGGAUCACAUGUUCACGAUACUACCCCGCUGGGCACUACACCAAGAGCCGGAGAUUCAGGAGGCAGGACAUCCGACACGGAAAUGCUGUUCAGCAGUGUAAUGGGCUUCAGAUCAGUGAGGACCACAGAGGCAGAGUGGUGGAGAAGCUGCUGUAUGGGGUGGAGAAUAACAGCACUCUGCUUGAGUGCAGCCCCAGGUCCCUGCAGGCCAGACUCCUUUGGUUUCUGCUGAGAGGAACUGACAUGGAAGAGAUCCCUGGAGACGAGCGGGUGGUGAGGACGGGCCACGGGCUGCUGUUCCUGCGCCUGCGCCGGGCCGACGCCGGCACCUACCUCUGCCAGUCGGUGGAGCACGGCUUUGUGCAGCCGCUGGCCCGCAUCACCCUGGAGGUGCUGGAGGAGGAGCGGCUGGAAGGGCUGCUCCACCGCGGGGGAGGAGGAGGAGGAGCUGGGGGUGAAGGGAAGGAGGAGAGGGAUGACGGGGGUGACGUUAGCCCCCUGCACCGGUCAUCUGCGGCCCUGCCCUGCCCUUUCCCCAGCCUGCCCACGGUGCCAGCCACCUCCAAGCUGUGGUACAAGGAGUUCCUGCAGCUCAUCGGCUACAGCAACUUCCAGCGCGUGGAGCAGUACUGUGAGCGCGUGUGGUGCGUCGCCUCCGACAAGAAGAAGAAGAAGAUGAAGGCGCUGGCACCCAAGUGGAGGUUCCCCCAGGGCACCGAGCGGCGCCCAAAACAGCGGGCGCCGCGACACACUCCCGAUUAGAAUCAGUUAGGGAGCGAAGGGAAGCUGCGAAGGAGAGAGGGAGGAAAAGAGGGAGGAAGAGAGAGAGAGAGAGAGAGAGAGAGAGAGAGAGAGGAAUUGACAAAAAGACAGAAUGGAAUCAAGACAGAGACUGAUAACAGAACCAUGAACUUUGCCUAGAGACAGAGUUGUGGAUAGGACAGACAUUUCAAACAUAAUCAGUACCACAGUUGUUGAAAGCAAAUGGCACAGCCAGGCUGUAGUGGUGAAGUGUCGAAUUACACCUCCUGACAUUUGUGUCCAUUUUCACUCAAACUGUGCACAAUGGAUGAUAAUAGGAUAAUGUGAUAAUCACAUGCAUUUCCCCUUGCUAAAGCUGGACUGAUUUUGGACAUUGGGGAAAUGAGGACAUUUGAAUGCCAUUAUCGUUGCCAUGGUUAUGUCAGUAUAAAACAAAUGCUCUGCAGGCUAAUGCUCCUGUAAUUGACAGGCUGUGUGCGGGGUUUUCUUAGUGCGUAGCUCUCUUUGUGCAUUUUCCUCUGCAUGUGUCCCUCUGCUUAUCCGCUACAACAGACUCCGAGGAUAUUACUUGGCUUGUAAAUAACGAUGUGAGCUUUCAUUCAAAGACCACUGAAAGAAGCUUGGUACACUGACAAACUUGAUUCAAAAGGCAUGCCACUGGUUGAUAGGCUCUUAAGUCUACAAGACUAAACUGUUCAUUGCCAAAAGGUUUGGGUCGGAAAGAGAGCGAGAUAGAUCAGCUGAAUUAUAACGCACACCUCAUACGUAUUCCUCCAGUCUGUGUCAUAUUACUUAAAUUAUUAUAAUGGGUGUAUUGUACGUCUUUGUUAGUGGUGUUAGUUUACCUUUACCAAGAAAAAACAAAACAAAACUGGAAAUGCCAUACUGAUGUGUAGUAGAGACUGUAUGAAAGUAGAAUUGUUUUUUUGAAUUAUUGUUAUUAUUUACUACUACUUAUUUAGUAACAGGCAUGAUGAUUUCAAUAGAUAUCAGACUUGUUUUUAAUUCAGGUGACAAAAAUGAUUUUUCUUUAAGUGAUAUAAGCUCUACAGUAUGUCGCAAAUCAACAUCUCAGCUGAAGUGAGUCUAAUACUUGAACUCAUCCUCAACAGCAGUUGAUUAGUAAAAACCACUAUAAAUAAGUUCACUAUUGCUGUUUACCUGUGUGUGAAAUGUACAUGGCGUAUAGCAUCAUGUGUUUUGGAGGUCAGUGUCAUGCAGUGAAGGCACCUGUAAGAUGUCAAUAAAUAUUAUGACAAAUA